AUGGAGAAAACCAUUACAGCUUCCCAGACGUUGUACCUACCUCAUCAAUGCCAAUUGGAAGUGUUCAAAGAUAUUCUCGUCCAGAAUGGAUACGUCUUGGACAAUGGUCGCGGGAACACGGAUGAUAUCACGUUGUUGCGCUUUUUGCGCGCGCAGAAAUUGGAUCUAGAUCGAGCCUUUGAGCAGUUUGACACCGCCCAAACCUGGCGCCAACAACACAACAUCCAAACCUUCUACGACAAUGUUGAUGUCAAUUAUUAUGAAGAAUCGAGAAAGAUGUACCCUCAGUGGAUCGGUCGACGGGACAAAAGUGGUUGCGCCAUUUACAUAUUUCCAAUGCGGUACCUGACAAUAAAGCGAUUGGAUGCUUACUUGAAGAAAAUAUCCUCCUGCCCUACAUCAGGCGAACACAUGGUCGACAAGCCCGAUGUUGGCCCUCGGGAUCUUCAUUUUCACGCCCUAUACGAGAACCUCCAACAUUUCGUCUUUCCAUUCGUCUCACAACUAGCAAGACCAGAUAUGAGCACUCCUAUCAGUGCAUCCACCCAUAUCGUCGAUGUGAGCGGAGUCAGCAUACGUCAAUUCUGGAGUAUCCGGAAAUAUCUCCAAGAGGCGAGUGCGACGGCCACGGCGCACUAUCCAGAGACACUCGGUCGAGUUUUUAUCGUCGGUGCGCCCGCGUUCUUCAAAUCCAUAUGGGACAUGAUCAGUCAAUGGUUCGACCCAGUCACUCGGUCGAAAAUCUUUCUCCUCUCUACCUCCGAUGCUGAGACGACUCUACGCACUUUCAUCGAUCCAUCUAAUUUGCCAAAAGUUUACGGUGGUGAGCUGGAGUGGCAAUGGCAGGACUUGCCGAACUUGGAUGGCCCCGCGAGAGAGUUGAUGGAAAGGUUGCAUCAGGAUACUGUUGAGGGACAUACAUUUCCAAAGGGGCCUAUUGUUUUCGAGAAGGGCUGUAUCAGGCUUCUGGGAACCAUUGAUGGGCAGCCGAGACGCGAUGGCGUCUGUCUAAAAUAG
This is a messenger RNA of Penicillium cosmopolitanum, 1017 nucleotides long. RefSeq names its product SEC14 family lipid-binding protein. Bases 1 to 1017 code for a protein of 338 amino acids. The transcript has 4 exons. NCBI's taxonomy places the organism in Eukaryota, Fungi, Ascomycota, Eurotiomycetes, Eurotiales, Aspergillaceae. The record is from RefSeq and is a predicted model, not a curated record.